UCCUAAUAAAAAUUAAUUUUCCUUCAGUUUCUUUUAUUUUCUAUUCCUUUCAUAAAGUUUCCUCAACUCCAAACAGGGGAAAAUGAAACUAAAGGAAAAAACUGUCCAAACAUCUUUACUAAGUUGAGCUCCUCUCUAUUAUCUCUAUUCUUUAAAUCCAAAUCGUCUCUUAUCAAUUCAUCCACAGAAUUUUUAUCUUCUCUUUUAUCUCCAAAGUUAUAACUAUUAACUCCUCAAUACAAUCUUUCAAAGCUCACAAUCCAUCCAUGCUCUGUCAAUAAAGGAAAGAAAUUCCAGAAAAGAGAAGAAAAAGAAAAGGGGGGGUUUGAGAGCCAUCUUAUUUCCCAGUUCUGUUAACAAGAAAAGGGAAGAAAAUAUUGAUGGAAAUGUAUACAGUGCUAUCCAUUUUCAGUCCAUUCAGUUACGGGUUUUCUGUUUCUUGCAGUUUCUGAUUCAAUUACAGUAUCCAGAGCCUGAGGCUUCUUCAAUGGAUCUAACAAUACGGUUCAGUGCACUGUGAAUUUGCGGUUUAUUAUUCUUCUCUUUCUGUUUGUACAAUCUGGGUUUUUUCAUCUUCUGUAUUGGUUUUGCCACGGAUGCAUGUUUUUGGGUGCCUCUCUUGGGGUGAGAUUUGAGUUGGGAUAUAUAUAGAAGAGGAAAGGAAACUAUUUGGUUAGUGCUUUUUGUUAUUUUUUUGGGCAGUAAUGGUGUCUGUAAAUGACCCGAUGGAAUCAUUUCUAAAUUCUGUUCAAGGGGUGAAAGAUGCAAUGUCACCGCUUGAGCUUGGGAUUCGGAAAGCGGCUAAAGAUCUGGAGAGUUGCUGGGGAAUUUCUAAGAACGAUAAGGUUUAUCAUCUUGAAUUGAAUUCCACUGAUAAUAGGAUUCAUAACAAUAAGGUUCAGAUCUGUGCUGUGAAAAAGAGGAGUACUAGUAAUAUCAAUGGCAAUAAUGGGAACUCUGUGUCUGGUGAAGAGAGAAAGAAAGGUUUAUCCAUCAAGUUUCCUAUUAGAACUUUGUUGGGCAUGUUUUCACAGAAUCUGGAACAUGGGUAUAAUAAGAACAAUGGAAGCAAAGCUGAGUUGGGGAAGAAAGGGAUGAAAGAGAUGGAAAUGAGGAGUGAAGAUGGGUCUUGCACAAAUUGUUUGCAGUUUGCAGUGACUUGGUCCUUCUUAGUUAAUAGGUUUGUUCAGGCAUUUCCUAGCCCUUUCAAGACAAGCAAGAAGCGGUUCCAGAACGUCGGUGAUGAUGAUCGAGGUAAUUUGCAUUUGUGCGAACAUGGAUCGAAAUCAAAGGUUUCGAGCGAAUUAAAGCAUAAGGAAUCACAAGUUCAAUAUGUUAAAGCAGUCCAGAAUGAUAGUGAAAACCAUAAAGAACGGAAACAUGUAUCGCUUGAAGGUGUUAUAGGUUUUAUUUUUGAUCAAUUGGCUCAUAAUCUACAGAAAUUUGAUCUGAGUUUACAGCAAGCAGACAGCAAAGAUUGUGAUUAUGAUUGUUCAACUCCACCCCCGGAAUCCUUCCAGUUUGAUCAUUUGAGGGCAGUCAUGAAUAUUUGGGAAGGUCGAAAGGUGGAUGUAAAUGGGUUGUUGGGGAAUUUGAACUUUGCAAGAGUAGGCGUUCCUUCAGGUGUAGUUGGAGUAUCUUCUUCGGCCAACGAAGAAGGUGAUGGUGGUAUCAGUGCUGGCAGUGGGGAGGAAACAGGGGGUAGUUCAUCACAGAAGUUGGCAAGUGGGUUACUCAGUAUUCCCUUAUCAAAUGUAGAGCGUUUGAGAUCCACACUAUUUACAAUUUCAUUGCCGGAGCUAAUUGAGCUUGUGCCACAGCUGGGGCGAUCUUCUAAAGACUAUCCUGAUAAGAAGAAGCUAUUCUCUGUCCAGGAUUUUUUUAGAUACACAGAGUCUGAAGGAAAGAGGUUCUUUGAGGAACUAGAUAGAGAUGGUGAUGGUCAAGUAACAUUGGAAGAUCUUGAGAUUGCUAUGAAAAAAAGGAAAUUGCCACCGAGAUAUGCUCGGGAAUUUAUGCAGCGUGCUAGAAGUCACUUGUUUUCAAAAUCAUUCGGUUGGAAACAGUUUCUGUCCUUGAUGGAGCAGAAGGAACCGACCAUUCUCCGUGCUUAUACUUCCCUCUGUUUAAACAAGUCUGGGACCCUUAAAAAGAGUGAAAUAUUAGCAUCGCUUAAAAAUGCUGGACUUCCAGCAAAUGAAGACAAUGCUUUUGCAAUGAUGCGAUUUCUAAAUGCUGACACAGAAGAAUCUAUUUCUUAUGGGCAUUUUCGGAAUUUUAUGCUUUUGCUUCCUUCUGAUCGACUUCAGGAUGAUCCUAGGAGCAUAUGGUUUGAAGCUGCUACUGUUGUUGCUGUUGCACCACCUGUGGAGAUACCAGCUGGAAGUGUUCUAAGAUCUGCAUUGGCUGGGGGGAUAUCAUGUGCACUCUCUUGUGCUCUGAUGCAUCCUGUUGAUACAAUAAAGACUCGGGUGCAAGCAUCAACCCUUACUUUCCCAGAGAUCAUUUCAAAGCUUCCAGAAAUUGGAGUUAAGGGAUUAUACAGGGGUUCAAUCCCUGCAAUCCUAGGACAGUUUUCAAGCCAUGGCCUGCGAACUGGGAUAUUUGAAGCUAGUAAACUUCUGCUUAUAAAUGUUGCUCCAACACUCCCAGACAUACAGGUUCAGUCUGUAUCAUCAUUCUGCAGCACAUUUUUGGGGACAGCAGUCCGAAUCCCCUGUGAGGUAUUGAAGCAGCGCUUGCAGGCAGGUCUUUUUGAUAACGUAGGACAGGCUAUCAUUGGUACUUCGCAGCAAGAUGGUCUGAAGGGUUUUUUCCGUGGGACUGGGGCUACACUUUGCCGUGAGGUUCCAUUUUAUGUUGCUGGCAUGGGCCUAUAUGCUGAAUCCAAAAAGUUUGCUCAACAACUUCUACGACGGGAGCUAGAGCCCUGGGAAACAAUUGUUGUUGGGGCCUUAUCUGGAGGGCUAGCUGCUGUAGUCACUACCCCUUUUGAUGUGAUGAAAACUAGAAUGAUGACUGCACGGGGAAGAUCCUUACCAAUGAGAAUAGUUGCCUUCUCCAUACUUCGUCAUGAGGGACCCCUUGGACUAUUUAAAGGAGCAGUACCAAGGUUUUUCUGGAUUGCCCCUUUAGGUGCCAUGAACUUUGCUGGUUAUGAGCUAGCACGAAAGGCCAUGGACAAAAAUGAGGAGACAAAUGAUCCACUGUCUCAGAAGAAGUUGACCAGUUCUGGGUAGUUUUUGUGAAACUUUAAAAACAUUUCUACUGGGGCAUCCAGGUUUUUGUUUUCUGAAUGCUGCCGGAAAAUUUUGUGCUCUUUCCGAAUUUUCAGCAGCAUGUACAUUAGAUAUCAUCUGCCGGCAAGUCUAUUUUUCCUUCAGCCAAGGCAUUGUAUUUUUCAGCCAGUUUCUUGUUUCAAAUUUCUUGGUCUAUAAGGGAUGGCUGGGCAAAUCCUUUUUGCUUAAUCUUGUAUCUACUUCAUUUCUGUACAUUUCAUGUGCAGUUCAUUUUGUUCUUUCCUUCAUCUGAAAUUCUUCUGUAUUACGUGUAUAUCUUUUUAAGGAGUAGAAGUCUGUUUCUUUUUCCCCGUUAA
Molecule: messenger RNA, 3595 nt
Organism: Hevea brasiliensis (rubber tree)
Lineage: Eukaryota; Viridiplantae; Streptophyta; Magnoliopsida; Malpighiales; Euphorbiaceae
Exons: 7
Coding region: 705-3239 (844 amino acids)
Biological process (GO): transmembrane transport
Cellular component (GO): mitochondrial inner membrane
Molecular function (GO): S-adenosyl-L-methionine transmembrane transporter activity; calcium ion binding
Source: RefSeq, a predicted model, not a curated record